This is a messenger RNA of Cercospora beticola, 2285 nucleotides long. RefSeq lists its product as uncharacterized. Gene Ontology annotation, molecular function: transaminase activity. NCBI's taxonomy places the organism in Eukaryota, Fungi, Ascomycota, Dothideomycetes, Mycosphaerellales, Mycosphaerellaceae. The record is from RefSeq and is a predicted model, not a curated record.
CUGAUUCGCUGCACGUCGUCCCGUCUCCAGCGCCACACCGAGCGGUCGACGGACUUUAUAUCAACUCGCGCUUCCUGAUUACCUGAUCAUCGACUGAUAAGCCGCGCGGGGAAGACUAUAGUUGGACGGAGCAUUGAUGCGACAAUUGCUUUCGUUGUUCUGUCUUGACAAACGACCUGGACUUUUGUGAUCAGCCACCGACCACCACGAGACGUCGCGUGCCUGUCAUCUGCAACAUGGAUUCGCGGCCGGAACCUAAAGACCUGUCCCACCAUCUCAGCAGAGUCACCAAGAAACGCAACGCCAGCGCUAUCAAAGCAUUCUACAAAUACUUUCAAAUUCCUGGUAUCGGCCAGCUCGCAGGCGGAUUGCCAAAUAAUUACUAUUUUCCUUUCGACACUCUCGAGGCGAAAGUCGCGCGUCCAGAUCGCUGGCAGCCAACGCCGAACCGACCAGUCGAUAACCCGGGCGACGAUGAAGCCCUCGCAGCCCUGUCCUUGGAUGACAAGGACAAGGCACGCUCCAAACAAAGCCCCCUGAACCAACCACAAGAUGCCAUCCUGGUGCCGCACGAAUCUCAGCAACCCAAUCCCGUCAAAAAGAUCGACCUGAACACCGCGCUGCAAUACGGCCAAGCGCAAGGCUAUCCGCCAUUAUACUACUUCAUCCGCGAGUUCACGCAGCAGAACCUGCACCCAAACACCCCGUACAAAGGCGGUCCGGAGGUGGUCUUGACAUGCGGCAACACAGAUGGAUGGUCCAAAGUACUCUCGGCGUUCACGAACGAAUGGAGCGAGGAGAAGGACUGGACAAGAGAUCGUGAGGGCUUGUUGGUGGAAGAGUUCGCAUACAUGAAUGCUAUACAAAGUGCCGGGCCAAGAGGCUUGACCGUCACGCCAGUGGCAAUUGAUGACGAAGGUCUGCUGGCUGAAGGACCAGGCGGCCUUCGUGAUGUACUAGAGAAUUGGGAUUACAAGAAGGGGAAGAGGCCGCAUCUGCUGUACACUGUUACUAUGGGGCAGAAUCCAACUUCUGGCGUCCUUUCGCUUGCGCGACGUCGCGAGCUGUACGCAAUCGCCAGCGAGUAUGACAUUCUGAUCAUCGAGGACGAUCCUUACUGGUAUCUGCAAUUCCCUUCAGCAACAACUGUCAACACGACGACCACUGCCGACAGUUCCAAUACCUCGUUCAACCCAGACCAGCCCAUGUUCGCAAAUGCCGAGCCUGUGCCAGAUGGCUGGAAGUCGAGCGGAUAUCCCUUCUUAGAUUCGCUUGUGCCAUCCUUCAUCAACAUCGAUACAGAUGGCCGCGUCCUUCGCCUAGACACCUUUAGCAAGACUGUUGCGCCUGGGUGUAGAUUGGGGUGGAUCACCGGUCAGCCUGCUCUUAUCGAGCGAAUCCUGCGGAUCACAGAAACCAGCACACAACAGCCCUCGGGAUUUGUGCAAGCUAUGAUCUCCGAGCUCAUCCUGGGCCCAGAUCAUGACGGCUUGCAGAAGCCAAAGAAAGAUGGCGGUAAAGGCGGCCUUAAGGACGGCGAGGGCUGGAAAGCCGACGGCUGGGUCCGCUGGCUGGAAGGUCUGCGUGGCAACUACGAGAGGCGAAUGAACAACAUGUCCAAGAUUCUCGAUGCCACCAAGUAUCAGGUCAAGGCCGGCAGACGACCAAGUCUUGUACAGCACGAAGACGAUGAAGACGAAGAUGAGUGGAGCGUUGUCGAACGGACACAAUUGUACUCAUUCGAUUGGCCUGUUGGCGGCAUGUUUGUCUGGCUCAAGAUUCACUUUGAUGAACAUCCACUGUUCAGAGAAUACAAGAAGCGCGGCGAGCUUCAGCGAUUGGGCAGAGCACUCUGGAUAUUCUGGACGACUUCUCCAUACAAAGUCCUAGCCGCUCCAGGAACUAUGUUCUCUCCUACAGAAGAGAUCGCCGAGAAGAAAGGAUGGAAGCAUUUCCGAUUGUGCUUCGCCGCGAUCGACGAGGAGGACCUUGGUGGGGUGACGCAGAGGCUGGCAGACGGUGUUCAUGCCUUUUUCAGGAUCAAAGAUGCGAAAGCAAUUGAGAAGAUCUUGGAGGAAGAUGCGGAUGAGGAGCGAAUUCUGGGCAAGGAAGGUUUGGUCAAUGUGGGUAUGACAGCAACAGGUUGUUAGAAGGCAAAGUGGCAUGCCACUAUGGUCCGGGUACAUACAGACCGAGUGAUAUAUACGAUCGAAAUGAUUGAACGACCGGUGAAUGACAUCCUCACUGUACCACAUCUUUUGCCACCCAAGCUUGGCACCAGCCCA